Molecule: messenger RNA, 700 nt
Organism: Aspergillus saccharolyticus JOP 1030-1
Lineage: Eukaryota; Fungi; Ascomycota; Eurotiomycetes; Eurotiales; Aspergillaceae
Exons: 1
Coding region: 82-609 (175 amino acids)
Source: RefSeq, a predicted model, not a curated record
GUCUAGAACAGAUUCGCGGCGAGCUCACCAUGGCGAAUCUCGCAAGGGUGCAGGGCUGGGGGGCGUUGGGAUUUGGUGGACAUGUGCAUGGCUUUGUCAAGAACGAGCUCGGAAAGUACGCCAGGGCUAAGGACGGACGCCGUUCACUACUUCUAUGUGUGGCAUUUUGACACCGACUGGUACCAAUACUUCGAGGAUGCCAAUCUACAAUCGCCCCUUGGUCCCGAGUUUGGGGGCUACGGUCAUGACCUAGUCGCCCUGUGUCUGAGGAUGCGGACGGACAGAGAAACCCUGAUCGAGACAACCGACUAUGGACGCACUGCCAUUUUCCACCUUCUGGUGCCAGCCUAUGAAGGGACCGUCAUCAGCGCGCCUUUUGUGUUCCACGAGGGUCUGAUGCCGCUGACUAUAACUGGGCAGAGACAUGGUGGGGUGGAUCGUGUCUGGUUUAAUCUGCGUCGGCAACCCCGAGAUUUGCGUCUAGAGUUUGUGAGUAUUUUGGAACGCGAAGAGAAAUCAAUAGAGAAGAUCGGCCUCGUGGGCUUGGUGGCUUGCUGGUUUGGAGUGGCUGGCUGUGCAGUCGCGAUGGGCGCAUGCCCCCCGAGGUGAUCCGGGCUUAUAGAAUAAUCACAUUCUAUAUGGUUCGUCGUAUCUGAAAUAUGAUCCGGCUGCACAGCGAAAGCGAAACUUCAUCGGGAUG